CGAUCGGCGGGUCCGGUUUAGAUCACAUCACUUCGGAGUUUCUCUCACGCGUUUCUCUCAGUUCAUCAUGGCGCGAUGCGCUCCUGACACCGGUUCCGUUCCGUUCCCGUGAUGCGCGUGAUGAUGAUGAUGGUGACGGAUGAAAGAUGGAGAAACUAUCCGCGAGCAUUAACGGACUCUCGUGGAGCUCCGUGUCGCUGCCGCUGGACGUGAUCGUGAGCAAAUUCCGCUUACCGACACUCGUGCGGCUGAGCCACGGUGAGAAUGUGGAGGGUCUGUCGGAGGAGGAUGUGAUUUUACUUCACUCCUGCAGACAGUGGACCACCGUCACUGCCCACAGCCUGGAGGAGGGUCAUUAUGUGAUCGGACCCAAAAUAGACAUCCCACUGCAGUAUCAAGGGAAGUUUAAGUUAUUGGAUCAGGAUCGGGAUGUUCGCGAGCCGGUGCAGUACUUUGGAAGCGUGGAGGAAAUCGCAGGAAUCUUUCCUGAUCGCGUGUUCGUUAUGGAGCCCAUCACAUUUAGCGUUAAGGUGGUUUCUGGGGAGUUUACAGAGGACAGUGAGUUGUAUAAUUUCUCUCUGCAGGCGGGGGAUGAAUUAACCCUCAUGGGCCAGGCAGAACUGCUCUGCGUCCAAUCGACUCGUGAGAAAUCCCGCCUGACUGCGCUGCUACGGCGACUUGGCAAAGCAGGCGGAGCUCUGGGACGUCCCGCCCGCACGAAGAUGCCUUGUUUGAUAUGCAUGAACCAUCGGACCAACGAAAGUGUCAGUCUCCCGUUCCAGUGCCGUGGGCGGUUCUGCACGCGUUCGCCGCAGGAGCUGCAGAUGCAGGGAGGUGAACACACCGUGCGCAGCAUCAUCGAGCGUGUGCGUUUGCCCGUGAACGUGUCCGUGCCGUCGCGACCUCCUCGCAACCUGUACGAUCUGCACGUGAUCCGCGAGGGCCAUCGAUAUAAACUCCUCAGCAUCAUCAGCAAAACUGUUGUUCUCUGCUGCAUACUUCGCAAAGAGGAAGUCACGCCGUCUCACUUCCUGUUAUUAACGGACAUGCCGCGCUUCAGUCUGCCGGAGGGUUUAUUGCGCGCGGACGCUUCCUACCAGCAGGUGGUGCUACAGUGUGCUCUGCGUUGCCAGGAAAGCUUCGAUCCGGACGAUUACUCGCGUGCUGUGCGUGAGGUAAAGACAGAUUUCUCAGAGGAGUGUCUUAGUCCACGGCGGAUUCGGGUGUGCGUUCAGGGUUACGGGCGCGACGAGCUCGGGACGUCCCUGCAGAGACUGUCUCUGUGUGUGUACGGAGGUGGAGCUGUCACACACACGAUCUCACACGGCUGCAGAGACUCGCUCGUCGACUCACACAUGCUGCCCUCUAGUGAUGGAGAGGAGCGAGAAUACGUCACGCCCGAUUGGUCGACGGAGACGCAGGAGAUUCCGUACGAGGAGCUCUGGACCAAUCAGAGUUCUGGAAGUUUUGGGGUGACGUCUGAGAGUGCAGUGAAGGCGGAGCAUAACCUCAUAUCCUUCCACUCCACUACCACGUCAUUGGAUGGUACAGUGGGCUCCACCCACGUCGCCAUGGUGCAGAUGGAAGCAGGAAGAGUGUCGAGAGUACCGACUCCACCUCCUGUCCCACCCAAAUCUGAAGCUGUGAAAGAGGAGUGUCGUUUCUUAAACGCUCCACCUGUUCCGCCCCGCUGUGCUAAAGGCCCCGCCCCCAGCCCUCCAGUCCCCACCCGCUUGCCUAAAACCCCACCCACACAGACACUCAACCCAAACCUCUCAUUUUAUUCGUCUGGACUGCAAGAAAGUUCUGCUCCUCGUAGUGGCAGCAACUCUCCAUCGCCAGACUCUUAUUCUCUGUAUUGUUACCCCUGCACCUGGGCCGACUGCGUGACCUCCGACCCCAGCGUGAGCCCUGAUCCUGCUCAACCUGCGCAGGCCUGUUGGUCCCACCCACGAGGAGGCGGGGCCUACACCUCCAGCAUCCUCAAUACACCUCUUCUCAGUACAGACUCCGCCCAAAAGAACUACUCCACCUGCCCUAGACCGCGGCCGGUGGCGCAAAACCGCUUUGCACCGUUUGGUGCCCUAAACCCCUUUGCCAAUCCAGGACACGCCCACGCCUCCUCCGAUUGGCUCACCACUGGUAGGAACUCUCCCACUCUGAUACCUGACCUCAUUAGCUCCACCCCCAAGGAGCCUCAAGCCAAUCAUGGAGGUUCAGAAGGCGGCCCUGAGACUCCGCCCAGACCAGUCAAGAGUUUAGAGGAGGACGCGGUCGUCACAGAUCCCGCCUCCGGAUCGGUUGCCAUGGCGAAGGGAGCAGAGGGCGGGGCCGGAUCAUCUUGGCGACCCCCAGCAGAGCUGUGCUGGCUCUCUGUGGAGGAGGUUUCAUCCAGUCUGCGGUUCAUCGGCCUUUCGGACGACGUGAUUGGUCUUUUCAGCCGAGAGAGGAUCGACGGCUCUAUUUUCACUCAGCUGACGGAGGAAAUCUUGUCGGAGGACUUUAAACUCACCAAACUACAGGUCAAAAAAAUCAUGCAGUUCAUCAAGGGAUGGAGACCCAAGAUAUGAGGGCAGCAUCCUUGUGAAUUGAAGGAAUGUUUUUGUUUGAGAGACACAAGAGCACUCCAGCCACAAUGAGUGCUUCUGCUCAGACCAUUUCAGAUGUUUUAUAAAUGUGUGUGUGUGUGUGUGUGUGUGUUUGAAAUACACCUCUCUAAUCGAAGGACUGACAGAUCGUGACUAAUAUAUUAUGGAGCACUAUUUGAUGUUUUUGUUAUGAAUAUUUUAAUUUCUGGGGUGGGAUGAUUUUGUGUGCCUUCAGUAGAAAGUCAGAACUUAUGGUGUGGCUGUUCUGCUGUCUUUCAAGGGUUUACUGACUGUGUUUUGACCUCUUUUGUCUGUUUUCUGGUAACCUGACAUGUUUGUCAGUUGGAUUUGGGACUUGGAUGAAUCUCAUGAAACAGGUCAUAUUUCACAAAAAAAUAAAAUAAAAUAAAUAAAAAUGAAUUAAUUAAUCAUCAAAUUUAGCUUAAAGAAAAUUCUAAUUUUAAAGUAAUUAAGACCAGUAAUUACAUUAAGAUCAUUAUUAUUAUUAUUAUUUUGGAUUGUGUCAUUAUUUUCUUGAUAUUUAAGCCCUAAACAUUAUUAAUGUUUGAAUUUAAUACUCAUUCUCAUUACUGUAAUGUGGAAAAUAAUUUUAAAUAAAACAAUGUGUUUUAUUUUUCUUAAUAAAACAGGAUCUAAAGAGGAUAAUUGAGAAUAAUCAGAAUAAACAAAAACAAACAAAUCUCAAGUAAAAGUAAAACUUGUGAAAACAUUGUUUCAAGAAUUUUGGCAAAAUGUUCAUGAAAGAAUUCUGAGGGAAAAAUAUAGAUAAAUAUAUUUUCCUUGACAGGUUUGAUGAGAUUCACUCAUGUAGAGCACAAUGUUCUUUCCUUCUGCUCUCAUAUGGAGCUCAUAUUAUGCACACAGGAAGUGAGACUUUUUAGGGACUUAAAAAUAAAGAGUUUAGUUUGUGAUGUACACGCUAAUAAGAGCAGCAAGAGUUUACAGUCUAAAGAACACGCUGUAAUUAGGUGACAGUAAUUAAGAGUUUACUAACUACUACAGCCCACGCUGAUGGAGGAUGUGUGUGAGGUGAGUCAGAGCUGCUGAAAUGAGGUUUUAGCCUUAUCUCACUGUUUAAAAAAAUAUUUUAUCAGCAUUUCGGGAACGUUUCUGGAAUGCUUAUUUAACAGCUUCCCCCUCUGUAGGUGCAUUUGUACUUUGAAUAAUAUUUAACAAUGGUAGUGUGUUUCAUUUGUACUGUAAUUUCACCAUGUAUGAUUUAAUCCUGAUGGAUCAACUACAGAAAAGAAUAAAUCAAUAGUGCUCAACUGAACGAAGCGUCUUUUUUGUUUGUUAGGUAGGCCUAAAUCAUUUCUGGAAUACUAGAAUUUGCUUACUGCAUACUCCAUUUAAAAAUAGUUGUAAGUUAUUGUUUGGGACUAUUUUCGUUGGCGAAACAGAUAAAAAAGACAAUAUUUUGUCUUAAUAUUAACUUCAUAUUGUUGAAUCAAAUUUGCAGUCUUGCUGAUAUUUGGAAGAACAGCACUCUUGACCAUAUAAGAUUGAUUAAAUAUAUAUUUUUAAUAGAAAAAAAAUUUUUUUUUGUCGAUAUUUACAAGUGUAUUUGCCCUAAACGCACAUUAUUUUUGACCAUUGGCUAACCAUAACUUUAUCCCAGUCAAACAGUCAGGAUAAAAAAAAAACCUAACAAAGCUAAAAUAUAAAUACUUCGACUAAUAUGCCCACAUAGUUAUAUCCAUACCUUAGUGAGCGGUGUGCAUUGGUUUCGUUGCUGCAGAGAGAAGACGGUUGUAGUGAUGUCAGAAACAAUCGAAGUUCUUCCAUUUGAAGUUUUAAAUUUUGAACGGUACUUGUUCUUGCUAAUGCAUAUUAGGCUUGACAAAUAGCUGCAAAUUUGUUUGAAUACUGUUUUUAACAGAAUUACGGUGGCUCUAAAGCAGGGGUCACCAAGGGCCGGUGUCCUGCAGAGUUUAGCUCCAACCCUAAUCAAACACACCUGAACCAGCUAAUCAAGGUCUUAUUAGGUAUACUUGAAACUUCCAGGCAGGUGUGUUGAGGCAAGUUGGAGCUAAACUCUGUAGGACACCGGCCCUCCAGGACCAAGUUUGAUGACCCCUGCUCUAAAGGGACA
Molecule: messenger RNA, 4701 nt
Organism: Onychostoma macrolepis
Lineage: Eukaryota; Metazoa; Chordata; Actinopteri; Cypriniformes; Cyprinidae
Gene: garem2
Product: GRB2 associated, regulator of MAPK1-like
Exons: 6
Coding region: 147-2570 (807 amino acids)
Source: RefSeq, a predicted model, not a curated record